CGUACUAUAUAGCAACGCUUUGACGUUAACAACGUAAUUUGUUUACAUUUUCCAAGAAAAGAAAAUUAAUUUAUGAAUUUAUGAAACAUGUGGGUCAGUAAAGUACCCACUUAAUGAGUUCACCAUUGAGGAAUCUGACCUCGGAACGAAAGACACCGGUGUCUCGAUUUAGAGCAUCGGAUAGAUGGCUAGAGAAUGUUGGAAACACAGAGAUGCAAGAAUAUAUGGUCAAAGAAUAUUUGGCGAGGUAUCCUAACCUCUUAGAAUACUUUCUUUUAGAAAAUGUCAGCAUGGAGUUUUUGAAUGACAUUCUUGAGAAGGUGAAGAAUAAACCGAAAUUAAGGAAGCCGGUAUUAAAUCCACAACAGGAGGUCGUUCAGGCAACUAGCACUUCAUCUGACAAGAACUUUCGAAACCUCUGUGAAAAGAUUCUGACUAGCGCGAAGGAUCAUGAACUAUGUGAGGUUAUCAAUGAGAUAUGUCAAAUAAUAGGGUACCACAUUAAAGCAGACAGUUUUAGUUUGUAUUUUAUAAGAGACGGAAUAAAAGUAUCGAUUUACAAGCCAGGAGAGGAAUUUAGAAACAUAGGUCCAGUCGGCAAAAAUAUGACAGUCUCGGCACAUGUUGCUUACGAAAAGAAAGCGAUAAAUAUUACAGAUCUGCAACAGGAUUCGAGAUUUCCUAAAGGAAUCUGUUUAGGAGACGACACUACCCAUCAAGUGAUUAGUAUCCCAAUUUUGUAUGAAGAUGGGCGGUGCUAUGCGGUGUCGGAGUUUACUCGUGGUUGGUGUGGUAACCCAUUCUCAAGUGAGGAGUUCGAAUUUACGGUAGCGGUGUUUAGUUGGGUCAAUGCUUGUGUUCAGAAGAUGAAAAUUAGCAGGAUAUUACGUGUACAGAAAUCUUUGAACAAGUUUUUAUUGGGGGCGACUAAGGUAUUAUUUGAUGAGGUGUAUAAUAUUGACCACCUCGUCGACCACAUUAUGAUCUUUACCAAGGAGCUGGUCUCUGCCGAUAGAUGUGCCGUCUUUUUGGUUGAUAAUCAGGACGGAGACCUGUAUGCAAACCUAUUUGAUGAAGGUGAAGUAUCAAAGGACGGGACUCCCGUGUUCACCAAGAAACCUGAGAUCAGAUUCCCAAAAGGUCGUGGUAUAGCUGGCCAUGUGGCUCUUACAGGAAAGAUCGUGAAUAUCAAGGACGCUUACAAAGACGAGCGUUUCAAUCCUGAGAUAGACAAGAAAACCGGAUAUCAUACAAAAAAUAUUCUGUGUAUGCCAAUUUCUGGGAAGAACGGAAUAAUCGGAGUUGUACAAAUGAUAAACCGGUUAGGAGACGAGUGUUUCACGAGAGAUGACGAGGAGGCAUUUGGAAUGUUUGCUGUCUACUGUGCUCUUGCUUUACACUAUUCCAAACUGUACAAUAUCCUCACUAAAGAGGAACUCAUGCACACGGUUGCACAAGAGGUUUUGGAAUUCCAUUUACCUGAAAAAGAAGUCGAAGCUAUAACGUUGUCAGGAAAAUAUUACAUAGAAGAGACUGCCCUCCCCGUUGAUUUCUACAAGUUCGACUUCUGUGCUUACGACCAUGUCCGAAUUCUUCAUAAGUUGUUCAUCCGGAUAGUUCAUGAUACGUUUGGAGACAGGCAGUUUGAUUUAGAAGCUCUGUGUAGAUUUACAUUGGCAGUUCGUAAAAACUAUCGUCCAGUAACCUAUCAUAAUUGGGAACAUGGCUUCCAUGUUGCACAUGCCAUCUGGCGGAUGAUAAAAACUUGUGAUCACAUAAACUUCACACUUCAUGAGAAAAUGGCGCUCAUUUUUGGCGCGAUUUGUCAUGAUUUAGAUCAUCGCGGCUUUAACAAUGACUUCUACAAGAAAAAAGAUCACCCCAUCGCUGCUUUAUAUUCGUCCUCGUGCAUGGAAUAUCACCAUUACCACCAGACGUUACAAAUUCUUACCUUGGAGGGACACGAAAUAUUUUCUUUCCUGACAAAAGAGGAACAAGAAGCCAUGUUUGAUAAGAUUAAGAAGAACAUCCUAGCUACAGACCUGGCGCUAUAUUUUGGUAAUCAGAAAUUCGUCUCCGGUCUCCUCGAGAAAGAUCAGUUCAAUAUAGACAAUCCUGAGCAUCGAGAUGCGCUUUUCGCCAUGAUGAUGACAGGGGCUGAUUUAUGUGCCGUACCAAAACCGUGGAGAACAAUGGACAAAACUAUUGAUUACCUGUACGAUGAAUUCUGGAUGCAGGGAGACGAGGAGAAGAAGCUUGGGUUGAAACCAAUUGCAAUGAUGGACAGGCAACACAAAUCUGAAAUUCCAAAUCAACAAAUCGGUUUUAUCAACUUCGUUUGUAAACCUUGUUAUACAACAUUGUCCGAAUUGUUACCUAUGGUCAAGCCAUUACUGAAGGGCUGCAACCGAACAGAGGACAAUUGGAAAAGAGUUAUUAAAGAGAGACAAGAAAAAGACAAGAAAGCUCGGAAAGAAACUAAAGUUAUGAAAAUGAAUGUUUUUUAGGAAGAAAUGGAUGUAUCAUAAUAAAUUUUGUUGAGUAAUUUAUGCCGUACC
Molecule: messenger RNA, 2558 nt
Organism: Ruditapes philippinarum (Manila clam)
Lineage: Eukaryota; Metazoa; Mollusca; Bivalvia; Venerida; Veneridae
Product: cAMP and cAMP-inhibited cGMP 3',5'-cyclic phosphodiesterase 10A-like
Exons: 10
Coding region: 114-2507 (797 amino acids)
Biological process (GO): signal transduction; negative regulation of receptor guanylyl cyclase signaling pathway
Molecular function (GO): protein binding; 3',5'-cGMP-stimulated cyclic-nucleotide phosphodiesterase activity
Source: RefSeq, a predicted model, not a curated record